AUACAAAAUACAAAUAGGAGGCGUAAAUGUAUAGAAGUUUAAAGUUUUAUGUUAUCCUAACAUUUUAUAGCAAUUAAAAGUUAAUAAAAUCAAUUAAAAUCUUUCACUAUGCCUAGUUACUACGAAUGGUGUUCAAAGAAAAAUCGUAGAAGUGGUAAACAUGAAUACCCUAAAUUUGAAGUAACUAAUCAUCCACUUAAAUCGAAUAUUGUAACAGCAAAAAUAAGUUCAAGUACAAGCUUUAUAGAAAACUUGAAUAAAUGGAGUUCUGCAUUUGAAGAGGUUGAUCCCCUACUUAGGUUUGAGCAAAUGGACUUGGCAGAGGAGGUGCUACCUGUGGAAGUAUCUGAUGGCGGCAUAAAUUAUUCAAAGGCUUGGACAUCCAGACGUGCCGUUAUUCUCAACAAAUAUACUACUGGAGAAAAAUUGACUAUUAUCAGCAGUUUUCUUCCAGGUGGCGAAAAAGUUAGUUCCUUUUCAGCUCUUAUUCGCCAGGUUUCCAAUUUAAAUGAGAAAGUAAAGCACAGGCUUGAACAGCUGGAUGACUUUGAUGAAGACACUGUGCGAAAAACAAUGGGUUUAUCGCAGCAGGAAUUUGUCACCAAAAUCAAUGUGCUGAAUGAAGAAAUCAAAAAGGCAUGGGCUACUGAACAACGCGUCAAAGCAUUCAAAAUCGCGAUUCAAUGUUCUAAAUUAUUAUCUGACGUGAAUGUAAUGCAAUUCUAUCCCAGCAAGUUUGUAUUGAUCACUGAUAUUUUAGACACAUUUGGUAAUCUAGUGUUUGCUAGACUUAAAGAGCGGAGCUAUGGCGCCAAAGUGACAAAAAAAGACCAAGACAUUGACCCCACUGAGGUUCCUGAUGCUGCCAAGGAAACAUGUCAGAAUUGGCUAUUCAAAAUGGCUUCAAUAAGAGAGUUGUUGCCGAGGUUGUACAUGGAAAUGGCUUUACUAAAGUGCUACUCAUUUAUUGCCAAAGACGAAAUAAAGCCAGCCAUUGCAAGGCUCACUAAGAUGAUCAGAGGCAUAGGCAACCCAUUGGUUGCUACCUACCUGAGGCUAUACCUCUGCAAAGUUGCUUCUAGUUUACUGGGGAAAGAAUGUGAGGAAUUCUUUUAUAGCAAUUUGAAAGAAUUUCUUGAGGAAUAUCAACAGAUUUUUCAACCAGCCAUUCGAAAAAAAUAUGAAGUCCAGUUAUUAACCCUUGACAGGUACUUGAGCCUGUAUGUGCCAGCAGUUGACUGGUUGAUGUAUGGGACUGUCAAUUCCAACAAAUGUAAGCUAACUCUAUUAGAGGACUUGCUACAAAAGUGCGAGAACAUGGAAAAUAACGAGUUAUUACUGUACUGUCUGGUUUCGGCUUUUGAUUCUACAAGCGUUAAUAAGAAAUCUACCGAAAUAUUGGAAAUGGUGCAGAGUUCCGCAGAGAAAAUGGUAAUGCUAAGUGAAAUCCUGACGGCCUUGGGCGAGCACCUGUGCGCCGCCGACAGCUACCACCAGGUGGCGUCCGAGUCGCUGAUACAAACGUGGUGGAAGAUCGCCAACAACAUGAAGGCGACCACCAGCUUCCUUCAAGUGCUGGCUCCUUGGCUACAGUUUGCUUGCAUGCAUCUAUCAACGCAACACGUGAAUAUCAUCCUCCGCGGGACCAUCAGGUACAUGAUCAAAUGCGGGAAGCCCGCUGAUGAGUUCUCUGGGAGCUUCCAAUUUGUUGUUCGGCGGAUGUUGAACUCGAUACCAGACGUCGAGGAGCUAUUUUUGAUGGAUGCUUUCAUGCCGCUUGUGGAACUCGUACAAACGUCCAACGCUCGCACAAUGAUGGCCAAAACGGUUCUGUCUAUAUUCUUUGCCAAGUACAAAUUGGUACAGAUAGAGGACCCCAUCGUCAUCGGGAGCUUAAUGCGCCUCUGCUGUAUACUGCACGAGUCUAUCAACGCUGUGAUAGUGGAGGACGAAGUGAAGGUGUGCGCGGAGCUGAUCACGAAGUACGUGCACGCCGUGAGCCACGACGACCCGGAGCAGCAGCUUAACUUCUACGUCCAGAUCCGCGCCGCCUUCAUCAAGCUGGACGCCGUGCUGAUGGCUCUCGUUCACUGUGUAAACGCGCUGGGCGCGCGCAGCACGGCAGGAGGGCGCGGCUGGCUGCAGCGCGCGUGCGCCGCGUACUGCUUCGUGACGGUGCCGUCGCUGCACUGCCCGCUCGCGCGCGCGCAGCUCUACCUGCUGUCCGGGCAGGCGGCGCUGCUCAAUAACUGCGUCGGACAAGCGGAAGCAAAUUUCAAAGCGCUCAUCAGUUUAAUACCAGACAUUCCCGAAUUCAUCAUGGAGGAUGGUCAAAAGAAAAUGACCAACUUUAAAGUUAGCAGUCUGAUCAGUGACUUCCUCUCUACUCUUCUCAUAAUGCCGGACAACAUGGACAGCAGUGUGAAAGCUUACAUACUGAGCGGGUUCAUCAAAACCAUGGAGAGAAUCCACUGGAGGAAGACCGACCCGGUGUAUUACAUGUCACUUCUGCGCACGCUCGAUCUGCUCUGUGAAAUGACUCGUGAAACUUAUGCUUAUGGCAUUGAAGGAGUAUUAUCCAAUGACAAGUUAUACGGAUCUGAGGCCGAGUACAUAGACAGCAUCGAAAAGUAUUCCACCAACAUAUGCCAAGAACUCCUAGUCGUGUUGAAAUCGCUGGGCGACGCCAAGGAGACUCGGAAACAGCACGACCUGGCCCUGGAAGUGUUCUGGAGAGUUGUGCGACGAGGUGACCUGGACAAUAGCUCGAUGGCUAACCUGGCAGCAAAUUUGUGGAUGCUGUCGCAAAAAUUACAGGAUACGAAUCAAAGGCUUUCUAAAUCCAUGUUAAUGACCUUGAAGAAUGAUAACAGCAGAGCCACUCAACAGCUUCUUCAAAAACUACAGGAGAGCGCGUGAUCUGAUCGAAUAAAAUUUAUUUAUGAAACGUAUUUAGUUUAUUACCGGAUUACAUUAAGUUAGUGUAUUUCAAGCUU
Messenger RNA from Cydia splendana, 2996 nucleotides. Its product is annotated as VPS35 endosomal protein-sorting factor-like. The transcript has 18 exons. Lineage: Eukaryota; Metazoa; Arthropoda; Insecta; Lepidoptera; Tortricidae. The record is from RefSeq and is a predicted model, not a curated record. Gene Ontology annotation, biological process: endocytic recycling. Gene Ontology annotation, cellular component: endosome. Bases 109 to 2919 code for a protein of 936 amino acids.